This is a messenger RNA of Rotaria sordida, 714 nucleotides long. Lineage: Eukaryota; Metazoa; Rotifera; Eurotatoria; Philodinida; Philodinidae. The record is from the annotation of a GenBank genome assembly.
AUGGCAUUUCAACAAGAAUAUUUUUCCAUUCCGCCCAUCACACGGGCUUAUACAACCACAUGUAUUUUAACGACACUUGCAGUACAAUUAGAUUUUAUUACAGCUUAUCAACUUUAUUUUAAUCCAGAAUUAGUUUUUAAAAAAUUUCAAUUAUGGAGAUUAAUAACUUGUUUUUGUUUUUAUGGUGGAAUUGGUUUUAAUUUUUUUUUUAAUUUAUUAUUUACAUAUCGUUAUUGUCGUCAUCUUGAAGAGGGUUCAUUUCGUGGACGUGCUGCAGAUUUUCUUUUUAUGUUUCUAUUUGGUGGAAUAUUAAUGAUAUCAAUGGCAUUAUUUGUUAAUAUUGUUUUUCUUGGUUCAUCGUUAACAAUUAUGUUAGUCUAUGUUUGGAGUCGUCGAAAUCCUUUUGUUAGGAUGAAUUUUUUUGGUUUGUUUAAUUUUCAAGCUCCAUAUUUACCUUGGGUACUAUUUGCAUUUUCACUUUUACUUGGAAAUUCAGUUAUUUUUGAUUUAAUGGGUAUUAUUGUUGGUCAUAUAUAUUAUUUUCUUGAAGAUAUAUUUCCACAUCAACAAGGUGGUUUUCGUAUUUUAAAAACACCUCAUUUUUUACAUUGGCUAUUGGAUGAAGUAUCUCAUCGUACGGAUGAAAAUGAAACACGUCCUAAUGUUGACAACAAUAUAGGAUUAGGUGCUGCUGGUGAUUUUCAUUGGCAGUGA